UAUUUCAAGGGAUAUAUAUUUUGCGAGGGAAAUGACUUUACAGCCACAGAUGCACUCCCGUAACUAACAUGGUUACUAGAGAGUUGAUAUGGCAAGCAGAAAAGAUGCCGUAUAUGUCGAUCUAUAUCUUACAAUUCGACAACUUUUCGUGCCAUACGUUCGAGGCUACCCCAGUUUUUUCAUGCGAGUUGUUGGCUUCUCGAGGAGGACACGUCAAAAUCAUUCCCGCAGUCAAGCAGGGAUAGGUAAGUUGGUGCAAAUCAUCUUCUCUUAUUCGUACUCGUUUACAUCAUCUAUUGGUCCUGUGUACGACUUAUCUCGAUUAUUAAUUGAACGGAGAAUACGGAAAUCAUUCUUGUAAAGUAAAAAUAAUUAAAAGGCAAAUGCAUACUUAUACUUACCUACAUAGAUUUCAUCUUAUUCAACACUGAGCGGUUGCAAACUGUCUUUUCCAACACGUCCGAAUUAGCAAAUUUCUCGACAUCAUGGCGCCCGUAAUAACCAGGGCAGUGCGUGCUAUCAGCGCAGUGCCGUUCCUCUUUUUAACAGCAUGGUCUUUUGGUGCGAUGGACUUGGAUAAGAUGGCUUCGCACACUCAACCCUUCGCGGAUUCGGGUGUGAUAGAAUGGGACGGCGGCAAGGUUGACAUCAUCGACCACUUCCACAACGUUGAUAUCCUUGACCAACUAUGGCGUGGUGGUAUGGCGACGUUCUCGACUUCGACUUUUGGGUAUGACAGUGUUAGCUCGUGGCAGGUGUUCUCAUUCCUUAUUGACCUUGGUCCCAUAUACGCCAUCUGGAUAUUGGAGUCGUACCGUAGGGUAAAUGCUUGGACACCGAUAUAUCUUCCGACCAUCUUUACGGUAGCGGCACAGUUAUUUGGCAUAGGCCCGGUAUCCGGUGUCUUCUACUUUCUGUAUAUCACUUUUGGUCCAACACCUUCUGAGCUCGCCCGUUCCACUCAAAGCCGGUCCAUUUGGAACAAGGGCAGCAUACACCUCAUCCUCAUUAUUCUUCUACUACACACGUCUGAGAUAUUCGCCAUGUUUCUGGCCCCCGAUUUCGCCACUCGUCAUUACUGGACUUGGGCCUGGCAACUGACCCCUCUAUGGAUCGGUGUCGCCAAUGUUCUAUUCGACCAAACCCUACGCCUCCUGGGGCUAAGGAGACUGCUAUCUAUUUCACUUGCACCUUUGCUCAUAAUAUUGGGCUUUAUUUCUAGUAGCGUCUGGCUUUUUACUCUAAGCUCCUCCCCAUACCCCUUAACAACUCUCUUCAUACCCGACGCCGAGGAGCAAUUCGAAUUUAUUACACAUACUCGAAGAGCCCUACAAGCAGAUGAGUUAGGUGUAGUUGUUAGCAGCUUGCUAUGGUUGGUCUAUUCGUUUUUCGACUUGUAUAUCGCCGGUUUGGUAGGAUGGGAAUGGCUCGUUUACGCUGCGUCGCUUGGGGUCGCCACUCUCUGCUUAGGACCUGGGACGGCAAUCUCGGUUGGGUGGUAUCUGAGAGAAAGGGCUUUGGUAUCAGCUAAGAAAUAGAUAUCAUUGUUGCCUCUAGAAUUUACGAGCUCUGCUCGGAGAAAAGAAAUCUAUACUCU
This is a messenger RNA of Annulohypoxylon maeteangense, 1597 nucleotides long. RefSeq lists its product as uncharacterized. The transcript is spliced from 2 exons. The coding region runs from base 486 to 1538 and encodes 350 amino acids. The record is from RefSeq and is a predicted model, not a curated record. NCBI's taxonomy places the organism in Eukaryota, Fungi, Ascomycota, Sordariomycetes, Xylariales, Hypoxylaceae.